AUGUUAUUACCCGAAUUCAUGAUUUGUAGUACUGAAAUUUUGAAAGUAACUGAUGAACGUGUUAAAAUUAUGUCUGAGAUUAUCAAAUCAAUGCGAAUUGUAAAAAUGUAUUGUUGGGAAUCAGCAUUCGAAAGAAAAGUUCGUCAUAUAAGAACACAUGAAAUGAUUAAAAUAAUUUUAUAUAUGAUGAGUACCUGUAUUGAAACGGUCUUAUCACAUAGUUAUAUUAGUGUAACAUUCUUAAUGAUGUAUGGAACAAUGUGGUUAUUUGAUAUAAAAUUUGAUACAGAUGUCUUUACUUUUUCCUAUGUAUUACUUAGUUAUACACGUAUAUCUUGUAUUACUUUUUUUAAUAUGGCUAUUCGUGAUCUUCUUAAUUAUAUGGCUGCUCAAAAACGAAUACAAACAUUUCUUUUACUUGAUGAAUCGGAAAGAAAUAAUCGAUUAUUAUCAACAUCUUUUAAAGAUAUUGUUGAAAUAGAGAACACAAAUGAAAAUUUAAUAAAACAAACAUCGAAAAUUAUAUGUAAUUUAAAACAAGCUCAAUGGGAAAAAAGUUCACUUUUACAAACAUUAACAGGUGAAAUAACUUAUUUUGAUGGAAAAGUUAGAUUAUAUGGAUCAUAUUGUUAUGUACCACAAGAAUCAUGGAUAUUCUCGUCAUCAGUAAAAAAUAAUAUUCUUUUUGGUAAAGAAUAUAAUUCUAAAUUAUUUCAACGUGUUGUUCGUGCAACUGCUCUCGAUAUAGAUUUUGUUCAAUUGUCUCAUGGUGCAAAUACUCUUGUUGGUGAUCAAGGUGUUAUGUUGUCUGGAGGUCAAAAAGCACGUGUCAAUAUGGCAAGAGCACUUUAUCGUGAUGCUGAUAUUUAUCUAUUAGAUGAUCCACUUUCAGCUGUUGAUGCUAAAGUUUCUAAACAUCUCUUUGACGAAUCAAUUAAAAAUUAUCUUCAUGAUAAAAUUUGUAUUUUAGCUACUCAUCAAAUACAAUUUUUACAAGAUGCAAGUAAAAUUAUUGUUCUCGAUAAUGGUGAAAUGAUACAAAUGGGAACAUAUGAAGAAUUACUUUUAUCUUCAUCAAUAUUUGCUCAACUUCUUGAAAAUAUUAAUCAACAUGAACAAAAACAACAAACAGAUUCUUUAUCAAAUCAACAAUCAAGAAUCGGUUCAAUAAGUUCAGAAAAAGAGAAUUCAGACGAAGAAGAUAUUAAUGUAUUACCAAAAAAUCUUGAAACAAAAUCAGAAGGAACAGUAAAAUGGAAUGUUUAUAUAUCAUAUCUUCGAGCUGGUGUUGGUGCCAUUUUUGGUUUUCUAUUAAUUAUAAUUAUAUUUUCAAUACAACAAACAAUAUCUAUUUAUAGUAAUUGGUGGUUAGCAGCAUGGAGUGAUGAUGAAAAUCGUCGUCGUCAUCAAAAUUUAACGUAUUGUGUGGUGACACGAGACAAGAAAAUAGAUACACUAUAUCAAAUGAAUGAUAUUGAAUGGUAUACACAUCGAGAUCGACGAUUUUAUAUAUUUUGUGCUCUCGUACUUUUACUUUGCUUUUUAAUAUUUCUUCGUACUGUUGUUUGUCGACUUAUAUGUUUAAAUUCUGGUCGAGUACUACAUAAUAAAAUGUUUCUACGAGUCAUUCGAUGUCCUAUAUCUUUUUUUGAUACGAAUCCAGUUGGUCGAAUAUUGAAUCGUUUUACAAGCGAUGUUGCUGCAAUGGAUGAUUCUCUACCAAUAAUUAUACAUGAGUUCCUUGUGUGUUUAUCUCAAGUAUUGGGCACAAUUGUUUUAGUUGUAUUCCUCAAUCCAUGGUCAUUUAUUCCAGCAAUAAUUGCUGGAUGUGGCAUGUUCUAUUUGAGAUAUCGAUUUGCUUCAUGUUCUCGUGAUUUAAAACGACUUGUAGGAACAACACGAAGUCCUGUUUAUUCACAAUUAACAUCAACUAUUCAUGGUGUCAAAGUUAUUCGAUCUUAUCAUGCUGAAAAUAUUUGUUCUAGAGAAUUUCAUUAUCAUCUUGAUAAUAAUACACGAGUCAGUUAUUUGAUUGCAACAUUGAAUAGAUGGUCAGCAAUGCGUUUUGAUUGGGUAUCUCUUAUAUUUAUUGCUUUGGUGAUUAUACUUGCCAUAAUUGUUCGUAUAAGUCAACGUCAAUUUUCAGCUGUUGAUAUUGCUCUUACACUCACCUACAGUCUUAAUUUAAUGGGCCUUUUUCAAGGAACUAUCAGACAAUCAGUUGAAGUAGAAACUCAAAUGACAUCAGUUGAACGAAUACUUGAAUAUUGUUCACUUGAUCAAGAACCACCUAGUCAACUAUCAACUAAAUAUCGACCACUAACAAAUUGGCCAUCACAAGGUCGUAUUGUUUUUGAAAAUGUUUCUAUGUCUCAUUCGAAAGAAUUACAUUCACCAUUGGCUCUUCAUCAUAUAUCAUUAAUAAUUGAACCUGGUGAAAAAAUUGGUAUUGUUGGAAGAACAGGUGCUGGUAAAAGUUCGCUCAUUCAAAGUCUUUUUCGAAUGGGUACACUAGUCGAUGGUCACAUUAUCAUUGAUAAUAUUGAUAUAGCAACUGUUGGAUUAGAUGAUGUUCGACGUCGUAUUUCAAUUAUUCCACAAGAUCCUGUUCUUUUUACUGGUACAAUGCGAAGUAAUCUUGAUCCAUUUGGUUUUUAUUCAGAUGCUGAAAUAUGGAAUGCACUUGAACAAGUACUAUUGAAAAAAUUAGUAACAGAUAUGAUGUCAAAUGCUCUUCAUUCAUUAGUAAGUGAAAGUGGAUCUAAUUUGAGUGUUGGUCAAAAACAACUGGUAUGCUUAGCAAGAGCUUUAUUGAAAAAGAGUAAAAUUCUUGUAAUUGAUGAAGCAACUGCUAAUGUGGAUAAUGUAACGGAUGAAUUGAUUCAAAGAACCAUUCGUGAUAAAUUCAAAGACUGUACAGUAUUGACAGUAGCACAUCGUUUGCGUACAGUGAUUGAUAGUGAUCGUAUCAUGGUGCUUAGUAAUGGAAAAUUGAUCGAGUUUGAUUCGCCUCAAGUAUUACUGUCAAAUGAUAGCUCUCAUUUUACUUUACUAGUGGAACAAACUGGAAUGGCUGAAGCGGAAUAUCUUCGAACAUUAGCAAACUCUACUGAAUCGUGUACAAGACAGAAACAAGAAAUACAUGACUUUGAUGACGAUUCAGCAUUAGAAACUAAUGAAAUGGAUCCUCUUGUUCC
Rotaria sp. Silwood1 is the source of this 3197-nucleotide messenger RNA. The record is from the annotation of a GenBank genome assembly. NCBI's taxonomy places the organism in Eukaryota, Metazoa, Rotifera, Eurotatoria, Philodinida, Philodinidae.